AUGUUAAUCACAAUUUUAUUGCUAGGUUAUUGUUUCAUAUCAAUAUCAAAAACACAAAAAAUUUCUCAAUGUAAUUUCGAAAAACUAUGUGAAGAUUUUCUAUUUGAUUCUUAUUGGAUUGUCGAGAAUGUUUCAUCACAUAUUGAUCAUACAUAUGGAAAUCUUUCUGGUCAUUAUAUAACUUAUACAAAUUCUUCAAUCUCACAACCUUUAACUGUAUUUCGUACAAAAGAUUGGAUAAAUACACCUUUAAAUUUAAUAGCAUGUUUGUCAUCAUGGGUCUAUUUAGUACGUGGCAGAAUUUAUUUCAAUUUAGAACUUGCACAAGGUGACGAUUUACAAGCUCGACUUCCAAUAGGAAUUAUUGGAAUACGUGUAAAUGAUCCAGAAUGGGAUGGUAUUACGAUAGAAAUGUUUUAUGCUACUCUUUUCAUUCCUUUUGUGUCAUUUACAAAUAUUACGGGUUCAUUAGAUAUUGACGAUUUAUCAGUUUCAUUAUGUCCCAGCUCAAAACCAAUACCUUCAAUCAAAAUGAUUUUCGACUGUGAUUUUGAUAAAACUGUUUGUUCUGAGUUGGUUUCAUUUUCUCAUUAUUCGUAUAGUUGGCCAGUGGUUCAAGCAGAAGAAACAGAAAAUUAUACGAUGCAAGCUCCAGAAGUUGACUAUUCCGUUGGAAAUAAAACAGGUCAUUAUAUGUGGCUUAAUAAUUCAGAUUCAUUACAACCAGGUGGUGCUGGAUAUUUAAGCACAUAUUUCUUUCGUUUCACAUCGUCUGAUCCUAUAUAUUGUCUCAGUUUUCAAUAUUAUAGAUUUGGACUUAUUUUCCAAAUUAGUAAACUUACAUUAGCAUUAAAUGAAAAAGAUCAAAAGUCUGUUGCCCAAAUUUGGCCUAUUAAUCCAAUCAAUUAUACUUAUAUAAAUCAACGAUGGUCUUGGGCAUAUGCUCCAUUACCUAUAGGCAAUUAUUCUCUUCUAUUUCGUAUGGAUUCUGAUUAUGAAGUGAAUAGUUCAUUUGCAAUUAAUUCAAUUUCUAUUAAGUCAUGUGAAUAUCCUCAAAAAUAUUUUUAUAGUACUUCAAAUAUUGAAUUUACCUGUGAUUUCGAUAAUCCUAUGGAUUCAACAUGUGGUAUACAAAAUGAUUAUACAGAUCUUCAUCCAUAA
Molecule: messenger RNA, 1161 nt
Organism: Rotaria sp. Silwood1
Lineage: Eukaryota; Metazoa; Rotifera; Eurotatoria; Philodinida; Philodinidae
Source: the annotation of a GenBank genome assembly